Medicago truncatula (barrel medic) is the source of this 1657-nucleotide messenger RNA. Its product is annotated as pentatricopeptide repeat-containing protein At3g22470, mitochondrial. Gene Ontology annotation, molecular function: protein binding; mRNA binding. The record is from RefSeq and is a predicted model, not a curated record. Gene Ontology annotation, cellular component: chloroplast. Lineage: Eukaryota; Viridiplantae; Streptophyta; Magnoliopsida; Fabales; Fabaceae. The transcript has a single exon. The coding region runs from base 620 to 1507 and encodes 295 amino acids.
AAAUUGUGACAUUCGAUUUGAGCGUGUAAACAUUGAAUGAGUGAGAUUUAUACACAAGAUUGGCUGUAAAGGGUAAGCAUAGAAUCGUUUUGUUCUCAACAAUUGUCUGUAAAGUGUAAACCAUAUCAUCAUCAAACAAGAUUCAUCCACAAUAUGAUGAGGUUUGUUCCUUUCUCUGUUUUUAAUUUUCAAUUUUCAAACCCUAAAUUCAUCAUUUCAACAAAUUUAUACUCUCAAUUACAUAACUAUUAUAAAAAAUGAUGAACACAAUCUCGUUUCAUCAUUCAAUCGAUUGCUCCAUCAGAAGAAUCCUACACCACCCAUCUUUGAAUUUGGUAAGAUUUUAGGUUCUCUUGUUAAAAUCAAUUGUUACCACACUGCUAUUUCACUUCAUAGACAGAUGGAAUUAAAAGGAAUUGCUUCAAACUUAGUCACUUUGAACAUCUUGAUUAAUUGUUUUUCUCAAUUGGGUCAAAACCCUCUUUCUUUUUCUGUAUUUGCUAACAUUCUUAAAAAGGGUUAUGACCCAAAUGUCAUAACUUUAACUACACUCAUCAAGGGUCUCUGUCUCAAAGGUCAGAUUCAUUAAGCAUUGCACUUUCAUGAUAAGGUGGUUGCGAUGGGAUUUCAUUUGGACCAAGUUAGUUAUGGAACCUUGAUUAAUGGGUUAUGUAAAGUUGGACAAGCAAGAGCAGCUUUGCAAUUGCUGAGACGAGUCGAUGGUAAAUUGGUUCAACCUAAUGUGGUAAUGUACAACACCAUUAUUGAUAGCAUGUGCAAAGUUAAACUUGUUAAUGAAGCUUUUGAUUUAUAUUCUGAAAUGGUUUCUGAGGGAAUUUCUCCUGAUGUUGUUACUUACAGUGCUUUAAUUAGUGGGUUUUUCAUUGUUGGUAAACUGAAAGAUGCAAUUGAUCUGUUUAAUAAAAUGAUAUUGGAAAACAUCAAACCGGAUGUGUAUACUUUUAAUAUAUUGGUUGAUGGAUUUUGUAAGGACGGAAAGAUGAAAGAAGGUAAAACUGUGUUUGCUAUGAUGAUGAAACAAGGCAUUAAACCUAAUGUUGUUACUUAUUGCUCUUUAAUGGAUGGAUAUUGCCUAGUUAAACAAGUGAAUAAGGCUAAUAGUAUAUUCAACACUAUGGCUCAGGGGGGAGUGAAUCCUGAUACUCAGAGUUACAAUAUCAUGAUUAACGGGUUUUGUAAGAUUAAAAAGGUUGAUGAAGCCAUGAAUCUCUUUAAAAAAAUGCAUUGCAAAAACAUUAUUCCUAAUGUGGUGACUUACACUUCUCUUAUUGAUGGUUUGUGUAAAUCGGGGAAAAUCUCUUAUGCUUUGAAGCUAGUCGAUGAGAUGCAUGAUAGAGGUGUACCACCUGAUAUAAUUACUUACAGUUCUAUAUUGGAUGCUUUAUGCAAAAACCAUCAGGUUGACAAGGCAAUUGCAUUAUUAACAAAAUUGAAAGACCAAGGUAUUCGACCAACUAUGCACACAUACACUAUUCUUAUUGAUUGAUUGUGUAAAAGUGGAAAACUGGAGGAUGCACGUAAAGUUUUUGAAGAUCUUUUCGUCAAAGGCUACAAUCUUGAUGUCUAUGCAUAUACCGUUAUGAUCCAAGGGUUUUGUGUCAAGGGCUUGUUUAAUGAAGCGUUGGCCUUGCUGUCA